Molecule: messenger RNA, 1275 nt
Organism: Trichosporon asahii var. asahii CBS 2479
Lineage: Eukaryota; Fungi; Basidiomycota; Tremellomycetes; Trichosporonales; Trichosporonaceae
Exons: 2
Coding region: 1-1275 (424 amino acids)
Source: RefSeq, a predicted model, not a curated record
AUGGCAACCUACACCGUAACUGAGGACGAACUGUGGCUCGACUCCUUGUGCUUCCCGCACAUCCUCGACCGGAUCGUGGAACUGGCACCGCCAGCUGCGCUGCUGGCGCUGCGAGGUGUCAGUCGCUCAUUGCGUUCGCAGGCGGACGCUCGUCUGGGCACCCACAUCGUCGCCGACUUCAGCUCCGAGUCUGGUCCGGUGCAAUGGGCACUCCGCUCGCAGCUUGGCGGCAAGCUGCCGGUCAAGCUGACCUACCACGAUCUCUCGAUCCCCUACCUUCCGUCAGCGGUCGAGCGCGGGCUUCGUUCUCCGCAGACCCCUACCGUGCGCCUUGUCAACAUCGACGCCGAUGGUAAUGUCGUGCCGCUGCACGAUGGACUGGCGCAGCCGCAACCAGAGUACACCAGCCGGCACUUCGCUCUCACCGACGCGGGCGGUUUGAAGCCUCCUGAGGUUCUUUCUCUCCGUCUGCAUGCCUACGGUGACACGAGGAUCAACGUCACUUUCCCCCCGCCCUUCGCGGAGACUCCACGAACGCUUCGCGCCCACUGUGGCUCUUUGGCCGGGGACGGCCGCGUUGUUGUCCCGAACUGGACUGGUCACCAGGAGUGGCCGCACCUCCCCGGGUUCCCUGGCGUCGACCGUGUCGUCCUCUUCUCUGAGAUCGGCAGGCGAACGCAAUGGGGCGUUGCGCUGCCGUACACUGCCGCCGUGGACGAGACGGGUACCCGUGUGGCCACGACCCGCGUUGCGCCGCCGGGCGGCAUCCUCAAGGUCGUCAACACGAUCCGCCUCCUGAGCGACGCAGACGGUAACGCGAGGACGUUCGACAACUGCGCUCUUGUCCGGAACGUUGACCCGGGGGCGCGGUACGAGUACGUCUUCAUCUUCGACCCUGCGGAACCGACCCUGGCGGCGCUCAAGGAGACGGUGCACCACGAGCUUGGUGUGCUGAGCUGCGUGCUCGUAAGUCUGGACUGGAACGUCGCCCGGAACCCCGUCACGUUUGUCGGUGUGGACGCUAUCGACCCGCGUCUGCUCGGUCUGCCUCGGCAAUCAUGCCGUCAUGAGGUCGAGGAGGCGGUCCGUGCUAAUGUUGAGAGGCGAAGCCACAAGCAGGUCCACAUUGCCCAAAUGCUGCAUGCCGACCCCGAGGGACUGCACGGCUUCGCUCAGAGGAUACGCUUCCUCAGCCACCGCGAAUACAAGGUUGAGGUUGGGGAGGAGAACUAUGACCUCGAAGCUAGGUGGGACGUGCCCGUGCAGAUGCUGUAA